Plasmodium falciparum 3D7 is the source of this 507-nucleotide messenger RNA. RefSeq names its product putative elongation factor. The record is from RefSeq and is a predicted model, not a curated record. Gene Ontology annotation, cellular component: cytoplasm. NCBI's taxonomy places the organism in Eukaryota, Apicomplexa, Aconoidasida, Haemosporida, Plasmodiidae. The transcript is spliced from 2 exons. Gene Ontology annotation, molecular function: translation elongation factor activity. Gene Ontology annotation, biological process: translational elongation. The coding region runs from base 1 to 507 and encodes 168 amino acids.
AUGUGUGUAUCAAAAUUAAGGAGUGGCGUGAGAAUAAAUGCUAUAAAUCAAAUUUUAGAAAAUGGAUAUUUUUUAACCUUCAAGAAACAUGUGUCUGUAUUAGCUAACGAAUUAAGAAGUGGAAAUAUAUUUUUACACAAUGAUAAAUAUUGUGAAGUAACAGAACAAAGACAAAUAAAACAAGGGAGAUUAGCCACAACAAAUAUGAUAUCAUACAUCGAUUUAAGCACAUUGAAAAGCGCUUCAGUAAAGUUCGCUUGCCAAUCGAAAGUAGAAAAAAUAGAACCAAUAAAAGUGAAUGUACAAAUACAAUACACUGAUAAGCAAAAAAAUUUAGUCGUAUGCUUAGAUGAAAAUUAUGAAGAUUUGGAAAUUCCUUUAAACAUAUUUGGGGUAUCUGAAGAAUAUUUAGAACCAGGUUUAAAAAUAAGUGUUUAUAAACAUGAAGAAAAAAUAAUAAAGGUUAAUUUACCAGCAUCCUUAUUAGCAACAUUGAGAAAAAAAUAA